AUGGACGCCUUAAAAGCAGAGAAGCCUGACUAUACUGCUUGGAGUCAAGAAGAGCUCAUAAAGCGAGUCACAUCUCUGGAGAAUGAACUCAAGCUCAAGAAUUCAAGUAUCCAAGCACCACUUACAGAAAGAAAAACCUGGAAGAAGCCACGCUCAGAACGAGCUUUUGAUCCUUCCAAAUACAGUACUCGCCUUAUAGCACUGAAGUUGGCCUAUUUGGGCAAAAGGUACAAUGGCUUCGAACAUCACACGGGCCACACCACGCCCUUGACGACUAUCGAAGAAGAGCUCUGGAAAGCCUUAAACAAGGGAAGACUAAUCUUUCCGCAAGGUAGUCAUCCAUUGAACCCUGGUGAAGUCAAUUGGGAAGGCUGUGAGUACAGCAAGUGUGGGAGGACUGACAGAGGAGUCAGUGCUUUCGGGCAGGUGAUUGGGAUUAGGGUCAGAAGUAAUAGACCGUUGGGGAAGAAGAAAGAGAGGGCAAAAGCACCAGCUACUGGAAAUGAACUCGACAAGUUGCUGGGGCAAGUCGAGGGACCUGGCGGGAUAGUCAACAACAAAGCGCCCGAAGAUGGCACGAAUGAGUUCAAUACGCUGCCAAGGAAAAAUUCUCUUGAAAUGGUUUCACCGCCCCUCGCGCCAUCGAGAACGCAAGGCGAAGAACAAGACGUAGAACCGGAGGACUUGGCGCUUGAUGACCCAGACUUCGAAGCAGCACUGAAUUUUGAUCCUAUCGCGGACGAGAUACCAUAUCCAUCUCUCCUAAAUCGUCUCCUUCCGCCGGACAUCAGGAUCUUAGCAUGGUGUCCAGCCCCACCAGCUGACUUCUCAGCACGAUUCUCGUGUCGAGAGAGACGCUACCGAUAUUUCUUCACUCAACCAGCCUUUCCACCAAUACCUCACCAUUUCGAGUUGGAGACUCCGAGCAAAAAGAGACAGCCAAAUGUUAAGGAUGGUUGGCUGGAUAUUGAUGCUAUGAGAACAGCAGCAAAACUGUUUGAGGGUCUUCACGAUUUUCGAAAUUUCUGCAAGGUGGAUCCGUCAAAGCAGAUCGCUAACUUUGAGAGGAGAAUCUUCUUUGCAGACAUUGAAGAAGUGGAUGAUUCUACCAAUGGGCUAAAUUUUGUCAACGGACCGGAAUUCGUACCAGUGGGCUCUGCAACGAGUGGUAGCCCCAAGGUCUACACAUUUACGCUGCACGGUUCUGCAUUUUUGUGGCAUCAGGUACGGUGUAUGGUUUCAAUUCUGUUCUUGGUUGGACAAGGACUUGAAAAACCUUCGAUCGUCUCGGAAUUGCUUCAUGUGGACAAGAAUCCAAGAAGACCUACAUAUGAGAUGGCGACCGACACUCCACUCGUACUAUGGGACUGUGUCUUCCCUCGAGAAGACGACCCAGAAAGAAAGGAUGCAAUGCAAUGGGUUUAUGUUGGUGAUGAACCAGGCAAAGGGGACACUAAGUACGGAACAUCAGGCCUAGUUGAUGAUCUUUGGAAAGUUUGGCGAGAAAGAAAGAUUGACGAGAUGCUGGCGGGAACACUUAUUGAUGUUGUAUCCAAGCAAGGAAGGCCAGUGCAGGACUUGACAGCGGGGAGGGCAAGCAAGGCAACGAAGAGCCAAAAGGUGUUUGAUGGUGGAGAUACGCCUAGGUUACAGGGAACCUACACGCCGGUGAUGAAGAAACAGUUGAUGGAGACUGUGGAUGUUAUCAAUGAGAAGUACGCUGUGAGGAAGAGAUUUGAGAAUGCGGAGGAUCUGAAGAAGCAAGGAUUCAGGCGCUUGAAUAGGCCCGAGAAGGAGAGUGAAGAGGCUUCUGUUAACGAAUGA
Messenger RNA from Mollisia scopiformis, 1824 nucleotides. Its product is annotated as pseudouridine synthase. Lineage: Eukaryota; Fungi; Ascomycota; Leotiomycetes; Helotiales; Mollisiaceae. Gene Ontology annotation, biological process: tRNA pseudouridine synthesis; mRNA pseudouridine synthesis. The record is from RefSeq and is a predicted model, not a curated record. The transcript has 2 exons. Bases 1 to 1824 code for a protein of 607 amino acids. Gene Ontology annotation, cellular component: nucleus; cytoplasm. Gene Ontology annotation, molecular function: RNA binding; pseudouridine synthase activity.